UUGGGCUGAGGCAGUGGCCCCCCCGUCUGAGGGGAAGCAGCACCAUUCGAGGGCCCAGCUGUGCAAUCCGGGGAGAGUCAGUUCACCUCCCUGGACCUCCAUUGCCAUAUUGCAAGAUGGAGGAAGAACGCCUGUCCUACCUCAGGGAUGAGGGGCCCUUCCCCCCUUCCCCAGGGCAGGUAUUUGAGGAAGUCCCUGCUUCAGGACAGGGUUGGGGCUGGGGACCGCUGCCGGAAGGACCCCCAGGCAGGGAAAGCCCUCCGCAGACCUUGCCAGGCUGGACCAGUAGAUUCCUCUCACCCUGAUGUCUGUGCUGCUGGUGCUUGUGUUUUAGACUCACAGGUGAACUGAAUCUAAAUUCCUCGCAUCCUCUGAGCACUAGGCCAUGGCUCAGAAGAGCCCUGCAGGCAACGGCCUGAGCUUCCCCUACAAGGACCUGGAGUACGAGGUGGCCAGACGCAGGCGCACCAUGACCACCAGAGAAGAGGUGCUUACCAAGGAAGGUGAGGAAGCCCUGGUGAGGAAGCUAAAGGGCUUGGAUCAAUUCCCUUCCCCUGACAUGGCGGACCGCCCACCCCCCCCAGCCCCGCCUCCCUCUCCAGCUGACGACCUCCAAGUCUCCUAG
Messenger RNA from Pipistrellus kuhlii (Kuhl's pipistrelle), 625 nucleotides. It is a transcript of the gene MYOCOS, whose product is annotated as myocilin opposite strand. NCBI's taxonomy places the organism in Eukaryota, Metazoa, Chordata, Mammalia, Chiroptera, Vespertilionidae. The record is from RefSeq and is a predicted model, not a curated record. The coding region runs from base 386 to 625 and encodes 79 amino acids. The transcript is spliced from 2 exons.